This is a messenger RNA of Komagataella phaffii GS115, 678 nucleotides long. RefSeq lists its product as uncharacterized. Gene Ontology annotation, cellular component: endoplasmic reticulum-Golgi intermediate compartment; extracellular exosome. The coding region runs from base 1 to 678 and encodes 225 amino acids. The record is from RefSeq and is a predicted model, not a curated record. Gene Ontology annotation, molecular function: calcium ion binding. NCBI's taxonomy places the organism in Eukaryota, Fungi, Ascomycota, Pichiomycetes, Pichiales, Pichiaceae. The transcript has a single exon.
AUGUGGUCGCUGUUCAUAUCUGGACUAUUAAUCUUCUAUCCUUUGGUCCUUGGAGAUGACCCAAAGGAGGUGGAUACUGAGCUGAAUGACGCUUCUCCUCCAAAAGGCAUGUCCUGGCAAUCGUGGCAUAUGAAAUCAGAACAUGAUAUCGACGGACAUGAUACUGACGCUGUCUUCAAGCUGCAUGACUAUAGACAUGUUAAUUCUUUGAACCACGACGAUAUCCUUAGGAUGUACGGCCUUUUAAGGGAAGAAGUAGUUGGAAAGGGAGACGGAACUGGUGGUCAUGAUGAGAGUGAAGGGAUAUCCCAGAAAGUUAAAGACAAAGUUAUUUCCACUGUUUUUGGAUUGAUAGACUCUAAUAGUGACGGCGAAAUAUCUUUUGAUGAAUGGCAGAAAUUCUCUGCAAAAGGAGGAGAGCUUCCAGACAUGGGUGUUGGAGUGGGGCAUGAGUUGGACUUUGAAGCAGAAUAUGAGAGACAUCACUGGCUUAAAUACCAUGCCGAAAAUGAUCCCGAUGUUACAAUUCAACAUCCAGAAGAUAUAGCUCAUGAACUUUUACAUCACGAGCAUGAAGUGGAACAUGACGAAACGAUUGCCAAUAAACGAGUUAUUGAUGGUUUUAAAGAGACGGUCGUUCUAAUUGAAAACAUUCCUGAUCUUUUCAGGUCAAAAUAG